Messenger RNA from Thamnophis elegans (Western terrestrial garter snake), 6944 nucleotides. It is a transcript of the gene NALF2, whose product is annotated as family with sequence similarity 155 member B. The record is from RefSeq and is a predicted model, not a curated record. Gene Ontology annotation, cellular component: plasma membrane. Lineage: Eukaryota; Metazoa; Chordata; Lepidosauria; Squamata; Natricidae. Gene Ontology annotation, molecular function: stretch-activated, monoatomic cation-selective, calcium channel activity. The transcript is spliced from 3 exons. Bases 696 to 2069 code for a protein of 457 amino acids. Gene Ontology annotation, biological process: calcium ion import across plasma membrane.
CGGAGCGCGCAUGCGCCCCCACCUCUGGCCGCCCCCCUCUUCCCGACCCGAUCGAUUUCUCAAGGUGUUCCCUGCCCGGCUGAAGAUGGCGACUGAGUAAGGCGGGCGGCGGGCGCGGGAGGGGGAGAUGGACGGGCCUGGCCGCCGCGCCCGGGCGCUCCGGAGUGGCCUGAAGCGCAAGAGGAAAGGCGAGUGAGGGCUGCCCGCUGCACAGGGAGGACGGGAGGGCCGAGGCAGGCGGGGGGAGGGACGGAAGAUGGAGCGGGCCAAACGGUGAGCCCGGAGCGCCGGACCCAGCAGCCGGGACGCCCGGGAGGAGGAGGGGGGAUGCCGGGGCGGCGCGGCGCGGCCUCCUCCCGCCAGGGCUGGCCAUGCUGAGAGGCGCCGCGGCGGCGCAGCACCAUGCGCGGCUCCUGGGCAGCCCUUAGCAGCCUCGCGUGGGGAGGCUGGGGGCGUCCGCGCGGGGCUCAGCGGCGGUGGAGGAGGCGCGGGCGGGGCCGGCGGGCUCUGGUCGCGGGCCGCAGGGGGAGCCGCCAUGGGGCCGCCCCUCCCCUUCCCUCCGGGCCUGGGCGGCGGCAGAACCGGCGGUAGGUGACAUUCUGCUCGCGGAGGGGGCGGCCGGAGGAGCGGCGGAGCCCCGGAGGGCCCCCGCCGCCGCCGCCCCCCGGCCCGUCUCCGCGCCGCCCCCAAAAAAUAUGACCAGCGGCGCUUGGAUGCAGCCACGAGAACAUGAGGCCGCCGCACUAGCCGCCCGCCUGGGCCAGCCGGAGAAGCCGUGCGCCGACUCGGAGCGGGCGCAGAGAUGGCGCUUGUCGCUGGGCUCACUGCUCUUCUUCGCCGUCCUCCUUUCCGACCGCCUGUGGCUCUGCGGCGCCGCCGCCGGAACGCGGCUCCGAGCUGAGGCCAGGAGCUCGGGCAUGGCGGCGCCCGGGGCAGCCCUGGUCGGAGGGCCGCUCAAUCGGAGUGCCGAGGGCCCCGCCCCGCCGCCACCCCCGCACUGCUCCGCCGUCGCCGCCGCGGCGCGGCCGGAUUUGAGCUCGGCCUGCUCCCAGCGGCGCCUCUUCCAGCAGGGCUCCCUGGCCGCCUUCGCCGCCGUGCCUCUCCGGCUGUCCGCGGCCGCCGCCGCCGCCGCCUCCUCUCCCCAGCUGGACUUCCUGGAGGGACACUUUCGGACCUUCCGCCUCCCCUUUUGUGACGCUUACACGGCCUGGGACCUGCUGCUCGGCAUGGCCGGCCCGGAAAGCUUGGACUGCAGCUUGUCGAACCUGCUGAUGGAUUUCCUGUCGGCCGCUGCGGGAGCCCAGCGCGGGGAGGCCUGCAGCAGCUGCCUGGAGGCCUAUCAAAGGCUGGACCAACACGCUCAGGAAAAAUACGAGGAGUUCGAGCUUUUGCUGGAGAAAUACCUGCAGGCCGAGGAUUAUUCUGUGCGCUCCUGCAUCAGAGACUGCAAGGCUGUCUACAAGGCUUGGCUGUGCUCUGAGUAUUUUGAUGUGACCCAACUACAGUGCCAGCACCGGAUUCCAUGCAAGCAAUACUGCCUGGAGGUGGAGACCAGGUGCCCCUUUGUGUUGCCCGACAACGAUGAGUUGGUCUAUGGAGGGCUGCCUGGCUUCCUCUGCACGGGGUUGUUGGAGAACCAGCUGCCUGACCAAGAAGCGAAAUGCUGUGACGUCCAGUGGGACUCCUGUGAUCCCCAACCGGAGCGCAGCUACAACACCUCCACCAAAUCCACCGAGUCGGAGUCAUUCCACAGCCCCCGCCAUGAAGCCCCCCAUCACCAGCAAGAGCAGCAGCAGCAGCAGCAGCAGCAGAGGAAGAAGAAGGAGCAGCAGCAGCAGCAGGAAGAGAAGCAGCACUAUCACCUGUAUUACCAUCACCACCAGUACCCUCCCCCGUCUCUGCUGCCGGUCUCUGCAGGGUCCCGCCUCAGCCACAGCAAAAUCCGGCUCUGUGUCCUAGUCCUUAUGCUCCUGCACACCAUGGUCUCCUUCUCCGGGGUGCACAACAGUGACGCCUUGAGCCUGGAGGUCCUUCCCGCCGUGGAGGAGAGCAUCGCCAGAGACGAGUGACUGAGCGCGAGGGCAGCUCCUCAGGCAAAAAGAAAGGGCGGGAAAGGCGCCUGUGGGGAAGGGGAGGGGGCAUUCCUUAUACCUCUCUUGGGGGCACCGGUUGGGUGACAUGCCAUGCACAGGCCCACCCCCAUGUGGAAACCCCCCACUAAGAGCAACUCCCCCCUCACAGGGCCGCCCUGGGAUGCCCAGGGGGCCUGUGUGGAAACACGGCUUCUAGGAGGGCUCCAUGAGCUCCUGGCAUGAAGCUGCAGAAGCCAGGCAAGGAAGGGGCAGAAGGGAAGGGGGGAGCAGGUGGCCUCCUGCAAAGGCCAGUGCCAGGCCCCGGGGAGUGACCCCUGCUGCUUCUGCCUCCACGUAUCCUGGGUAAAGUUCCUUGCUGGGAUGUUUCCCCUCUGGAGGGAGUAACUGGCCUGUGGCAGUGACAGAAUUGCCUGCCCAAGAUCCAAGUCCUGCGCGAGGCCCAUCCCAGGCAACCCAGGGGUUGAUGACAGGGUUCCUCCCUCCCCUGUUUCUUAGACCUCUCUGGCCCUCCCCCCCCCCCCCCCGACCAAGAGCUGCAAGAAGUGCUGAAGGGACCUUCCCAGGCUUCCUGUUGAGCCAGGGCCCAGGAGGAGGCAGCAGUAGCAGCAGCAGCAUCUAGUGGAGUCUGGAGUUCCACGUUCCCAGAAGGGCUGAAUUCCUUCACUGUCUGCCUCUCAUCUCUGUCAGAUGUCCUCAAACACAUGAAACACUGUAUUUGCCUGAAAGAAAGGCGAGGCUUUUCUCCAAAGGGAUUACUUUCAAAAUUGGAGGGUCGUCUUAGAUUCGUUGAAAAUGUGCCAAUAGAAGCCAUUUCUUUUCUGUUCUUUUUCAUUGAGUUAGUUUUGCAGGAAAAGGGGGCUUAUCUGCCAUGCGGGCUCAGGAAUUCUGGGAGCUGAAGCCCACCAGUCAUAAAAGGGCCAUGGUUCCCCACCCGUACUCUAAGAGGUAGACAUGCUGUCUUUCGCACAAUGGUAGGAAGUUAGAAAUGCCUGCUGUCUCCCCGUUUCUAGCACCCACCCAAGAAGAUUAUAGUUGACCUGAGAUGAUAACAAAUUCUACAAAUGUCCAAGCAAACACCUCUAAAUAGGCCCACAAUCUAUUUCCUCUAAGAAAUACGAGCCCAGUACUCUUUGGGGGAGGCAAUUGAUAGGCUUGUCUUGGCUCUUCAUAUAAUCUUAUUAACUGACUCAAGCCAAGUCCCUGCAACCAGUUCCUGAUUCUUUACAGAAAUUGAAGGCAUGUCCUUAUUUUUGGCUCAAUUAAUCCUCUACUAAACACUACUGGGUUUGGGUCCACAUUCAUUCCUCAAUUUGAAUUUGCCCAUGCUCUCUCUGCCCGCAUGGGCCCAUGGGAAAAAUGGUUCUAUGCAGACCCAAUGCAGGCAGGCUGUUUCUGAUACCCAAACAUUCUCUAUCUGAAAGUUAAAUUUUCAUUCAAGGAAAAAGGGAGAUGCUUAAGAGAUUCUUGACAUGGAAGUAUCUCUCUGUCUCUUUCUGGCUUUUUAAUCUUAUAUUAAAAAAAAAACAUUUUUGUCUCAAACCUCCCAUGAAGGCCCUCACUCUCAGAAAUGUGGAAAGUAUCAAAAAGACUAUUCUCCAUCAGCAGCUGGUGUGUUACAUAUCACCACUGAGGACAAAGAAUUAGUGACAACAAUGAGGGGUAUAAAGACGAGUGAGAAAAGUGAGCAGCACUGAAUAUGUGAUUUGUACCAAUAGAAGAGAAUAUUUGCAGCUAAGGAUUGGGCUGCGGGGUCCUUGGUGCUCUCUGAGCUUGGUGGCUUUCUUGCAGACAUUUCAUUACCCAACUAGGUAACAUUAUCAGUGUACUGAUAUCAGUGCAUGAAUUGUCUGCAAGAAAGCAACCAGAUUUGGAGAGCACCAAGGAUCCCAUAGGAUCUAGGUGGCUUGCUUGGAUCUAAAAUAGACUCAUUUAGAGCACACUUAGGUCAUAAAAAAAUUAACCCUUGUUUUUGGCUUCUCUGUAAUGUCCCACAAACCUUGAAGUGGAAUUAUUUUAAAAUUUCCAGAAAUCACAUUCAUUGUGGAUUUUUGUGCUCUCUGGUUAUAGGUUGGGCCACAUUCCUUCCUCCUUAAAGAAAAACUACUUGGAAUUGAAUGAUCAUAGCAAAUCACAGGAAGACUAUAUUGUUAUCUAUUAAUCCAAUUUAUUAUCAAAGUCAACCAACACAUUGGGUUAUUCUGAGGUCUGAGCUUUAGAACCUUCUGGGAGAUACUCAUCCAUCUCAAAUUUAUGAUCAAAGUCCUGAAUGCCCAAAGAGAGUCAUCCUCUUAACCCCACUGUAUACUAUGUAACAUGAAAACAGGAGUGCAUCUUGAUCCAAUCCACACAGUGCAUCUGCCUCAAGUAGAAGCUCCCCACUCGCGCUCUCUUUCAGAUUAAAUUUGCCUCUUGAGGGAAAGGAAGAAGAGGGUGAUGAUAAGAAAGGGAUGAGACUGAUCACUCCAAACCAACCUAUGCUUUCCAGAGGAUCUCCAGGUAAGGCUCCUCCCAAGCCUGUAAUGAGGUGCCAGGGAUUGAAGUGCCUGCACCUUGUCCUUGCAAAGGUGUCCCCCUCUCCACAUGCUUUGGUCCUUCUUGGUGACAUAAUUUCUAUAAGAAUUGGCUAUCACUUACAAUAUGGAGUUUAGUUCAUGAUAAUACAUGAUUUAUUUUUGAAACCAUAUGUUGCAUCAUGGUGGCAGAGCACAGUGAGAUCAAAAGAAGGCAUAGUUUAAAGUCCUAUUUAAAACAUACGGAAAACAAAAUUCUGAUACUGAAGCAACGCCUGGUUUCAUCUUUGCAAUGACAGAGUCAGCCUCUUGCCCCCAACAAUCUGGGUCCUCAGUUUAAUGACCACAGAAGGAUGGAAGGCUGAGUCAACCUUGAGUGAGUGAGACUCCAGCUGCUGAACAGGCUGGCAGUCAGCAGUCAGCAGAAGUAGCCUGCAAUACUGCAUUCUAACCACUGUGUCACCACGGCAAUACAGGUUCAUAUAAUGUUAAUAUAAAAGCAGAUUCAUCUAGUAUCUCUGCAAAGUGCAUCAUUCCAUAUUGUUUCUUUUACUAUUUGACCCAGUGACCCAAAUGCUUCUCUGGCCAGUUUUUGACUUUGAAUGUAAGUUCUUAUUGUUUUCCUUUAGUUUGUUUUUUUUGCCACGUGCUCUUCAAUUUUUACUAUUUUAUAUGCAUCCCUUAUUAUCACUUACUUUUUCUGUCAAAGUCUGGGCCCCUUUUUGUUCUCCUUGAAGUGAAUUUUCCAAUUCCCAAGGAAAUUUCUGAACUUUUACAGCUAUGUGGAUGCUACUAAAACAGCAUAGAAGCCUUUUUCUGGACCUGGUUGAUCCUUCUCCUCUAAACAAAAUACAUUCUACUCCAGUUACUGUAGUUUGAAAAAAGACUCUGGGCAUAAAGAAGGGAUUCAGCUCAAAAGCAUUAAAGCAGUCAGCACAUGGUCAGGAAGCAUGAAACACAAUGGCCUGGCCUUCCCGCACCCCUCCAGCCACAGGGACAGAUCACCCCAACGAAGUGUGAUUGACCAAGACUGAGCAUGAAUCAGGAAUUACCAGUACAAAAAUAUGCUGUCAUCUUGGAUUUGAAAUAAAGGAACCACCGAUUUUUUUUUGCUGGAUGAGUUGCAAUUACUUCUGUGGCAGCACCAAAUAUAGUAGUAGGGACUAGGGGUGGAGCGGGGGAGACCAGGCCCCUGCAGAGAAAGGCAGAGAGGGCAACUAGGGAAUCUGAAGAGUUUGCAGGUGUGCAGGGCAGACUUUGCAGCAGGAGGAAUGUGCAGCAUGUUGAAAGUUUUGAGCUCAGAUUUUUGCAAUUGCUGGCUGCAGUUUAAUGGGAGACAAUCUACCCUACACAUACGUUCUGUAUGAGAAAAGAAAGGUUUUGAUUCUACACAAUUUACACAUCAUUUUCUGUACAGACUCCCCCCCCCCCAUAGACUUUUACCUGGAGAAAGUUUGUACAGAAAUGACCCUUGUCAGGGAUGAACAGCCUGGUGGAUGCAACUGGAUUUUUAAAAUCAUAUCUUAGGUGAAAUGAUUGUGGGGAGACGGGCUCAGUCACAAAAUAGCUGCACCUGGGAUGGGACCAAAUAUAAAACACCGAUUUAUCAGCAGGUUACUGUUUCCCCCUCCUGGUGGGUGCCAAGCAAAGUGUCUCCUGACAUGGAUUUGCAAACAGCAUUUUGGAGAAAUCCAGGCAGAAGUUUUUAAAAGAACAAAUAGAGGAACAAGAGAGGUUGAAUGAGGGAAUGAAUUUGAUAUUUGUUUGUGACUCCUGCUUGUUGGGCGCCAGACUCACAAAUAGUGCAAGAGGGUCAAAUGAAGCACAAGCCUUGGGAAGAGAAUGUUCUGGCUCUCACAGAUCCUGUUAAAUUCUAGGAAUUGAAUUCCACACACCUUCAAGUUGUCAAUGUUGAGAAACACGGUUGUAGGCAAUUUCUAAGGUGUUCCAUGGAAAUAACAUCUGGUGAUAGGUGCUCCCUCAGAAAUAAUGACCCUACAGGAUUUUGAUUGAGGGCAUCUGAGAAUCAGACUUGCAGGUUUGAUAACAAGUCCAUAGAACAGAUCCAAAUGUGUUUAUUUAAAAAGCUUCUAUGCCACAUAUUAAAAUUUAAGUGGCAUAGAAGCAUUGGAUACUUAUUGUUCUUUAAAACUUUCAGAGUAUCCAUUAAACAUGAAAAAGCUUAUGAAUGUCACAAGAUAUGAUAUUUCAACUCUGAAUUCCAAAGUUCCCAAGAAAUAGUUAGGUUUUAGAUUCUUCCUAAAUACUUUCCAAAUGGCUAGCCAGACCAAAUUGAGGCAUCAGAAGAUGUUUUAAUUGAAUAGAUUGCCAUUCUGCAUUU